CCUUCUCGAGGUGUCUCCUUGAGGACUGAGAGAGAAUUCACUUUCAUGUAUGUGAGCGCAAGGAGGACCCUCUUUGGAGUUUUCUCCUUUUCUUUUCUUGAUUUUGCUAGAAAACAGACGUCCCUGUAUAGAAGCCAGUCGAUCACCCUAGUGUCAUCACCCUGCCUGCUGGCUGGGCAGGGUAACUCCUCAGAUCACCACCCUUUCCAGCCUGCCUUGGGCUUGGAGAGUGAGGAGGGCGAGGGACAUCUGCUGACCCUGAAAAUCCAUCAUACCAUCACCUAGAGCAAGAUGGCCAGGCUCCUGAGGAUGUUCAGGAAGAAGGCUCUGCAGGUGGCCCCAGAGCCUGAGGGAAGCAGCUGCCAUCUUCCUGAGGGGCAGAGCCACCUCUCCGUCCCCGCUGGCGGGGAAGCAACUCCCGUCCAGGCCAGAAGGCGGAAGUGCCCAGCCUUCUGGUGAACAAAACCAGCUCCCGGUGCAGGCUCCGAGCUGGGAGAGGCCCCGACCAGGCCCAGAUGGAGCUGGCUCAGGAUGUGGUUUCGCAGACAGGACCCAGCCCAGGAGGGGCACCGGGCAGGGAGGCUCUGGGGCUUGUUGUGUGGGCAGCAGCAGCCCCAGGAGCCCAGCCCUCAUUCCCAGCAGGAGGCAUCGCCCUGCCUGGUCACUGAGGACCUUCCAGCCCCCUCAGGCCAGGAGAUGGAAGAUCCCUGUCCCAGCACCAACAGCUCAGCAUGGGACAGCAGCAGCACCUGGGACUCUGGCAGCAGCGACACUGGACGCUGCUGCUUUGUUCCAGGAGCUCACUGAGGAGCUUCCUAAAGACUCUCCACCCAGCGCCAUCCUCGCCAACUCGCUGAUUGCAGUGGGCAACCUCAGCACCAUGAAACCAGCCCUUGAGCCUGACCUAGAGACCUGCCUCUUGCGAGCUGCCCUUCGCUCCGUCUUCACCCUGGGCAUGGAGAAGGAGACCAUCAACAUCCAGAUCUCAGCAGAGUUCCCUAGGAUGGGUCACCACGUGGCACAGCUGGCUCUGUUUGUCAGUGACCCAGACAAGGACAUCAGCCGGCAGGCCAGGGAGGGGACUUACCGGCUCUACCUGCUGCUGCUCCAACAGAGGGGGCUGACCAUACACAAGGCAGAAGAUCUGUGGUGCCACGACUGGCACCAGGACAGCAGGCUCCUGGGCUAUAAGAACAUGGCCAGGGUGGGGGAGGUUUCUGGAAAAUUCUUCUCUGAGGGGCAGAGAAAAUAUUUCCUCCAGACAGCAAUGCUGGCGAUCCAUGACCCCCUGCUGCGUGUCAACCAGGCUGGGCUGCUCCUCAUAUACUCCAUCCUGGGGGAAGCCCAGCAGCUGAUGGGGGACAAGCUGGAGGAUGACACAGCCAAGGUGAUGUGCCAGCUCCGCAUCAUCCGGCACUUGCACCAGGUGCCCGAGGCGCUGCAAGGGCUGCGCCUCAUCUGAUGCCCUUAAAGGUUCCCCUCCCAUGUUCAGCAACUCCCGCUCCCUGCUGCAGGCCCUGGGGGGUGUGACAGCCUCCCAGAUGGGUGCAGUCAGAAGCUGAGCCACCUCAAGGAGCAGUGGGGACAGGUCACCUUGUCCUAUGAAAUCAAGCAGUGCUAGUUCCCAAAGAGGCUGAGAGGGAAAACCCCGCUCCCUCAUGGAGUUUCAGACCCUCUGUUCUCCUUCUGAGGUGCCUGGACCCUGAUUUGUAACAUCUCUCUUCCAGUCUCUGUCUCAGCAUCUUACACAGAUGUAUGUUGCAGCCAGCCCAGCUCAGAGAGCAGUGAGGAGAGAUGAUCUCCUCCUGUCAAACCAAGCACCAUGGGUCCCAUUGAGGCUUAGAUGGAAGAUCCCAUGCAUCUCCUCGAGGCUGGGAGUGAGGCUGAUCAUCCUGGCAAUGAGACCCAGGGAUCUGUUCAGAAAUGAGGGAUCCCCAGUGGAAACUUGUCUAGCAAAUGAAAACAGAACUGGG
Messenger RNA from Mauremys reevesii (Reeves's turtle), 1973 nucleotides. RefSeq lists its product as uncharacterized. The transcript is spliced from 13 exons. The record is from RefSeq and is a predicted model, not a curated record. Bases 881 to 1462 code for a protein of 193 amino acids. Lineage: Eukaryota; Metazoa; Chordata; Testudines; Geoemydidae.